Capsicum annuum is the source of this 372-nucleotide messenger RNA. RefSeq lists its product as uncharacterized. Lineage: Eukaryota; Viridiplantae; Streptophyta; Magnoliopsida; Solanales; Solanaceae. Bases 1 to 372 code for a protein of 123 amino acids. The record is from RefSeq and is a predicted model, not a curated record. The transcript has 2 exons.
AUGUGGGAACUUAGAAGGCUGAACUUGAAUUGGAAUGAGGCAGUGGAGUUGAGACUGGGACAGCUGAAUGAGACGGAUGAGUUUUAUCUUGGCGCAUAUGAAAGAGCAUAUCUAUACAAAGAGAAGAUAAAGAAGCACCAUGACCGGAGGAUUGCAAGGCGAGACUUUCAAAAGGGUGAUUGGUUACUCCUCUUCAACUCUAGAUUGAAUCUGUUUCUAGGUAAGCUUAAAUCAAAAUGGUCAGGCCCAUUCAAAGUUAACCAAGUCUACUCGUCUAGAGCAGUUGAACUUGCAAAUGAGGAUGGAAAUGUAUUCAAGGUUAAUGGGAAACAACUGGAGAUGCAUUAUGUCAUGCAAACUUCCUUUAACUAG